This is a messenger RNA of Ogataea parapolymorpha DL-1, 2661 nucleotides long. Its product is annotated as Mitogen-activated protein kinase-binding protein 1. Gene Ontology annotation, molecular function: protein binding. The record is from RefSeq and is a predicted model, not a curated record. The coding region runs from base 1 to 2661 and encodes 886 amino acids. Lineage: Eukaryota; Fungi; Ascomycota; Pichiomycetes; Pichiales; Pichiaceae. Gene Ontology annotation, cellular component: mitotic spindle. The transcript has a single exon. Gene Ontology annotation, biological process: mitotic spindle organization; regulation of mitotic cell cycle.
AUGAGCGAGCUCACCAUAGAAAAAAUAUACGGCACGUCGUCCGAGACUCCAGCCCAAUUUGUUGCGCAGGAUGAUUAUAUUGCGUACACUGCCAGCGGCGGCGUUGUGGUGUGCAAAGUCGACAAAGAAUUGAAGGUACAGUGGCAGAAGUUCUUUUGUGCCAAUAAUGUGCUGGUAGCACCAAAAACAAGCAAAGUCGAUGAGUACGGGUUUCCGCUUGGUGGAGACCCGGAACUGAUUUCCCGUGAUGGCUCUCUGACCGCUGAGGAGUCAAGAGAUAAUCUGUACGAGUCUCCUAGCGCCCGAACUCUCAAGAUACGCAAGUCUGACGAUACCGGUUCGUCCCCUCUGGCCAACAAAGUGAGGUCUAUCAACUGCAUUGCCAUUUCUCCCGAUAAGAAGCUGCUUGCUGUGGGAGAAGUUGGCUAUCAGCCGCGGAUCCUGGUGUAUUCUCUUGCAAGAAACUGUUCGUGCCGUCCAAGUUACAUCAUUCAGGAACACCAGUUUGGAAUCAACUCGCUUUGUUUCUCCACAGACUCUAAAAGGCUGUGCUCGCUGGGAUUGGUGAAUGACGGGUUCUUGAUCGUGUGGAAGUUCACUAAUAAACGCUUUGUGUUCAGGGGAAGUAACAAGUGCUCCUCGAUCGUCAACAAGCUAUUCUGGCACGAUGACCAUAUCAUCACCAUCGGACUGCGCCACAUUAAGGUCUGGAGAGAGGAUGUGGCCCGGGCGGGCACUAUUUUAAAGGGAAGAAAUGUGCUGUUGAAGAACUUCCUCAAUUCGAACUUCAUUGACAUUGACUGUCUCAACUUCUCGGAGCUCAUUGUGAUGUCUGAUCAAGGCGAUCUCGGAAUCAUUAACUUGGACGACGAGUCCAUUGUUCUCCGCAAAAUAUACCAAUUGCCAUCAGACACCAAUCAGUUCAAAAUCGACCAUAUCCACGAGGACGUGAUAAUAGGCGGCAAGGAGCUCAACAUUAUACCCUUGAACGAGGUGUUUACCGCUCCUAUCAAUGAUACCAUCCGUCCAACUCCAAGUUCACCAACCAAAAUUGUCAAGCGGUCGGGAAUAAUGGCAUUGCAACCGUUGUUCGAUUUCAAGACCCUGGUAUAUCUGCAAGACGAACAAAUUCUUUACGUGGACUUGUUGGAGACAGGAAGUCCAAAAGUUUUGAUCAGCUCGCUGGCUUCGAAACUGAACGGAUUGAAGCGCUGUUUCAACGGUGAAAUACUUCUCUGGACCAAAGAUGGUAUAGUGAAACGGUUGGAAAAUAAAGAGUUUGUCUUGCUUCAUUCUAUCACUCUGCCUCCUGGAGACUUGCUUGAUAAUGCGCUGAGCGCUUUAGAUUGCAGCAGUCAGGAUCUUGUACUAGGUGAUAGGUUUGGCACCCUGGUCUUCCUGCAAAAAAGAGAAGACUUCAUCAAAGGGUACAGAGAAUCAAUAAGAGUGCGUGCCCAUGAGUCCAGCAUCAAUGACAUCGUAAUGUUCACGAUAGCGGAGUAUGCAUUUGCCGCAUCCUGUUCCCGCGACAGAACCAUUCAGUUAUUCAUGAAGAAAGGGUCAGACGGCUGGGCAUUGUUCCAAACCCUGACUGUCCACAAAGGAAAUGUUAUUAAGAUGCUAUUUACAAAAAAUAUGCUUAUUGCAUUGUCAUCUGACCGCACUCUUUCUGUCCACAAGCUUGAAAUCAAGGAUGAAGGCCCUGUUCUUGUUCAGGAGAAAAUCAUCUCUAUCAAGACUUCAGCUAUGACGUUUGGUGUCACCCCUGAGGAGCUGGUUGUUGCCACAAAUGACAAAAACAUAAUUAUUUACAGCCUGACCACAUUUGAAUAUCUCAGGUCCAUGAAACUGUUCAACAAGAAUUUUGACCCACUUCAGGUGGACAACUUCGAGAUUCACGAUGGCCUGAUGUUCACCUCGUCUCCUGACAAAUGUAUCCGUUUAUUUCAGUUCAAAGAUGGAAAAUUGCUGAGCUCCCAAUGGGGCCAUUCCGAGACAAUCAUCGGUUUGCUAUUUGACAGCAAUUCGAAAACUGUUAUGACUGCAAGCCACGACGGAUGCAUGUUCAGCUGGACGCUCGGCAGUGGGAUCUCGGGCUCUGACUCGCUGUUUUCAUCGCCGCUUACAUCCAGCAACACUCAAGAUCUUGUGUCGCCGCCUAAGGUUGUGAGGAAGAUUGUUUCCAGACCGGAUCUGACCCCUAUGAAACCCAGCGUUCAGAACAAACCGUCCAAAUCGCCUUCCACAGUGCUGCCUGCUGCCAAGCUAUCAGCCAACGACUCGCCAACUUUCACCCGCACUCCCUCUGUGUGCUCCGCCAAACAAGCUCGCUCCGCCUCCUCGCGCUCAGAUGUCUCACCCACUUCCAACGUACGCUCUCGUUUGGCCGGGAUGAGACUGGACAAGCCCAAGCCCGAAUCUGCAUCAGACAUAGCCGACAAGAUCGUGAUGGACUUGCGCAGGCUGCAAGCGAGACUCCUUGACGAGGACGAGAUCGACCCUUCUGUGGCCGACCGUAUGCGCGUUCAAAUGAACAACACCAUGAAACUGCUUCCUGGCCAUGACGAAAAUCUCCUGGAUCAGUAUGGCUCAGUGUUGGUCAACAAGCUGGUGGAUGCACUUAGAAAGGAGCGCGACAAGGAGAACUUGGAGAAUGUAUAG